Aspergillus campestris IBT 28561 is the source of this 737-nucleotide messenger RNA. Its product is annotated as putative cystathionine beta-synthase (beta-thionase). The transcript has 2 exons. The record is from RefSeq and is a predicted model, not a curated record. The coding region runs from base 219 to 737 and encodes 172 amino acids. NCBI's taxonomy places the organism in Eukaryota, Fungi, Ascomycota, Eurotiomycetes, Eurotiales, Aspergillaceae.
CAAUAUCGAGAAUUGUCGGCCAGCAUAGAAGUUGUCCGUCAUACCAAUUUGAAUCCACCAACCUACUAUUCUAUCCAGCACGAUUGAUACUUAGUAUUGGUUGUCACCUAACGACUGAAUCCUUGAGCACGACAACGUCAUCCCCCACCGAUCUCGAAAUUAUAAUCCACACAUCGUCUCUCCAACCUUCUUCUCUCUCACGCCCAUCGGCUACCACCAUGGCAUCAUACUCAACCGCCAGCGAGGCAUUCGCCCGCGAGAAGCUCACCCCAGCGAGCGAUGCAUCCACACCCCAGUCGGCCUGGGCCAACAAAUACCGGGGGACCCACCCCCGCCCUCUCCGUCUCCCCGACGACCCCAUCUCCUCCGCCAUGCUGACCGCCUACGAACGCGACUACACGCACCUAACGGUGAUCUCAUCCACGAAGCGCUCCCUCCUCGGCUACCUCAGCAUGCCGCGCCUCAAGGCCCUCCUGAAGGACGGCUCCGUCAAAGAAUCCGACAGCGUCGCGACCGCCAUGCAGCGGUUUAACCGCAAGCGCGGCACGUACCAGGUGAUCACGAUGGAGACGCCGCUGGAGGAGCUGGAGCGGUUCUUUGAGAGCGAGGCGGGCGUGGAUGGGCAGGCGAGGGGGAAGCAGUCGUUUGCUGUUGUUACGGAUGCGUCGAGGAAGUUUGUGCUGGGGGUGGUUACUAGGGAGGAUUUGGUGGAGUUUGUGAGGAGACGGCCGACAUAA